GUCGGCUAGUGUAGAUGUCUCUGAGAGGGGGUAGUGUGGUCCCUAUGAUUCUUUCAGCUACCCUCACCACCCUUUGCAGGACCGAAACUGAAACUAAAGGAGGAGCGGAGACUGUUCCCCUUUCGCUGGAAAUACGUUUGAGUUUCUGAACCUUUCACAGAGCAGAGACACGAAGGAGCAGGGACAGGAGCAAAGAGAAAGAACUAAAGAAAGUGAGGUUCAUCAGCUUACUGACUAUCCCACUCUCUGCUGUGACCCGAUGUCUCCCAACGUCGUCUUCUUUGAUCUGGAGACAACUGGAUUAAACACCGACAUGUGUGACAUCAUCCAGUUGUCUGCUGUCUGUGGAGAGAGGCUCUUCAACGCCUACACCCUCCCUGUAUGCGCUAUCACUGAGGCCGCCAAGCGGGUUACGGGCUUCACCGUUAGUAAUGGCAGCCUGUUUCUCCAUGGGAAUCGUAUGCACACCACCCCUGUCUACGAGGCUCUCACCUCUUUCAUAGCCUUCCUUCACUCCUUCCACCAUCCCGUGCUGCUGGCGGCCCACAAUGGAAGGUGCUUUGAUGCCCCUGUGCUCUUCAGAGUGCUGAUGCAGAGCCAGCUCCUGCAGAAGUUCCAGCAGGUAGUGUCUGGGUUUAUGGACACCUUACAGCUAGGCAAGACGCUCUAUCCUAAUCUGCCCGGAUACUCCCAGCAGUUUCUGGUCAGUUACUUCCUUGGAUGCUCCUACAAUGCUCAUGAUGCUGUGGAGGAUGCCAGGAUGCUGCAGGAGCUGUACAAGGUGUGGAAUCCUAAUCAAAGGGAUGUCUGGAGUUGUAGCUUUAGUGCAACCUCAAUGUUUUAACAACACACUGAAUAAAUAAGACAAAAUCAGAUCGAUAGAAAAUGACAGAGAAAUCUUUUUCUGUCAUGGCAGACAAAUAAUGCCAGUACAUCUCUUAUUCAAAGAUACUUCUUAAUCAUAUCAUGUUUUAUACUCUUCACUGUCAACAGCAGUGUCUUUUUACAGGAGUCAUUAAACUAUUUCGGUUAAACCUUCCUUGUCAUGUUUGUAUUUU
Molecule: messenger RNA, 1058 nt
Organism: Paralichthys olivaceus (Japanese flounder)
Lineage: Eukaryota; Metazoa; Chordata; Actinopteri; Pleuronectiformes; Paralichthyidae
Product: DNA polymerase III PolC-type-like
Biological process (GO): DNA catabolic process
Cellular component (GO): cytoplasm
Molecular function (GO): nucleic acid binding; 3'-5'-DNA exonuclease activity
Source: RefSeq, a predicted model, not a curated record